Microthlaspi erraticum is the source of this 1581-nucleotide messenger RNA. NCBI's taxonomy places the organism in Eukaryota, Viridiplantae, Streptophyta, Magnoliopsida, Brassicales, Brassicaceae. The record is from the annotation of a GenBank genome assembly.
AUGGGCAAUCUAAAACUUGCAGUGAUCCUCAACAGCCCUAGAGACGACGCCGAGUUCCUGCUCGAGAAGCAAAAGAAGCCGGCGAAAAUCGGCGAUGAAGUUUACGAUUCCUUCGUCGAUUCCGAUCUCUGGGACUUGCCGUCAACAGAUUUACCGAUUACUGAAGGCGGAAUCAGGUCCGAGUUUGUCCUCUCGCUAGUUGAAUCAUGCUCGGAGGAGCUCGAUUUGAGGAAUUUCGACGUAGAAUCCGCCCUGAAUCGGCUGCUGGCGAAUUUAGGGAUUGAGUUUAGCGAUGUAGGAGAGUGGAGAUUCGUCAGGUACGUAGAGGAGCCUGAGUUUGGACCCGACGCCUCCGUCCGUACUUGUUUUAUCGCCGGAAAGCUGUUGAAUACAGAUCGAAAUUCUCAAGACAACCAUAAAUGGAUGAACAUGGAAGCAUGCUUUGACUCUCUGAUAGAUGUAAAACCGGGAAGUGAUCGUGUUGGGCCAUUAGUACUAAUCGGACUUGGGGAUGGUUCCAUGAAGCAGAGGUUGUCACCUUCUCAGCCUGUCCAGGAAUAUCCACCUGGUGUUAUGAUUGUGCCAAUGCGUAGCAGGACACUGAAACCUUUCAAGACAACAAAUUUGGUUGUAUUUGCUCCAGAGAAUGGUUCAGGGGAGCAUCAAGAGCAUCAAGAGACCGGUUCUGUAGCUUAUGGGGAUGCGUUGAUAGUGGAUCCUGGAUGCCAUUUUAAACUCCACGCUGAGCUCAAGAAAAUCGUUGGUGCUUUGCCUAGAAAGCUAAUUGUCUUCGUUACACAUCACCAUCGUGAUCACGUUGGUGGUCUUUCUGCUGUACAAGAAAGCAAUCCUGAUGCUGUUCUAGUGGCACAUGUCAAAACUAGGAAUCGCAUUGGUAGUUGGUCUGGUAAGUUUACCCCAGUUUCCGGAGGAGAAAACAUCUGUGUCAAUGGUCAGAGAUUGUCCGUCAUUUUUGCUCCGGGACAUACAGAUGGCCAUAUGGCACUACUUGAUACCUCCACUCGUUCUCUGAUUGUUGGUGAUCAUUGUGUCGGUAAAGGAAGUGCUUUCUUGGACAUCAGGUCAGGUGGGAAUAUGACAGAGUACUUUGAAACGACGUAUAAGUUCUUGGAUCUUUCUCCAAAUGUGGUGAUUCCCAUGCAUGGAAGGGUCAAUGUGUGGCCCAACAACAUGCUCUGUGGAUAUCUCAAAAAUCGCAGAAGCAGAGAAGAAUCCAUCCGAAAGGCCGCUGAGAAUGGAGCGCAGACGUUAUAUGACAUAGUUUCCAAUGUGUACUCAAGCGUGGACCGUAGUUUCUGGUUGGCUGCUUCCUCAAAUGUAAGGCUGCAUAUCGACAAUCUGGCUGUACAAAACAAAUUACCAAAGGGAUUCUCAAUGCAAAAGUUCAAAGCAAGUUGCGGAUUGUGUUUUUGGAUACGGUGGAUACCGGGUUAUAUCAUCAGCCGGAUUCCAUUCAAGAUCAAUAAGCCAAGUUUUAUCAUGUCACUGGUAGCUGCAGGAGCUGGAUGUAUUCUUAUGUACGUAUCCAAAAGGAAGAACAAGAUUAGUAUUGAUGAGUGA